This is a messenger RNA of Daphnia carinata, 760 nucleotides long. RefSeq names its product cytosolic iron-sulfur assembly component 2A-like (gene galla-1). The coding region runs from base 181 to 747 and encodes 188 amino acids. Lineage: Eukaryota; Metazoa; Arthropoda; Branchiopoda; Diplostraca; Daphniidae. The transcript has 3 exons. The record is from RefSeq and is a predicted model, not a curated record.
AAUUGCCAUAAUUGUUAAGGAGAUAACUUUGCUGGUCUUUGAUGUGUAAUUUAUUUCUCUGCUUCCAUUGAAAAAGUUUAGAACUUCCUAGUAUUCUGCCCAUUUGAGAAACUAGUAAUUGUCCUUUAGUGACGUGUUAUCGCUUGACUUAAAAGGGCAUUUAUUUUUAUAUUUAUUGCAAUGUUCCUCACAUCCUUUCUGAAAAAAAUCAGCAGCAGCGAGAGCAAACCGCAACCUAUCAAAGUAGAAAAUGUGAUAUCAGAAGAUGCCGUUCCCAUCAGUUCGGUUAACUUACCUAGUUGGAAGGAUAGAACAGUCUGGUCGGCUCUACUCGUAUUACAACCAGAUGUUAAUAGUCAAUGUCAAGAAAUCAAGGAAGCAAUUACAGACCUACUGAGGAUGGUUAAGGACCCUGAAAAGCCCAACACAUUAGGAGAUCUGCAUGUUAUUACUGAUGAAUCUGUUCAAGUCCAACCCUUCGAGGGAAAUGGGUACUUGGUAAGGAUUGAUUUCAACCCAACCGUUCCUCAUUGUUCUUUAGCCAGCCUUAUUGGGUUAUGUAUCAGAGGCAAGAUACAGCAAAAUGUGUUGGAGAGAAUCAAGCUAGAUAUUGUAAUUGCAGAGGGUAAACACAGUACAGAGGAAGAAAUUAACAAGCAGAUAAACGACAAGGAAAGAGUCGCUGCCGCCUUGGAGAAUCCCAAUUUGAAAGAAAUGGUCGAUAAUUGCAUAAGAGACGAAGAAUAAAUUAGACAGGAAG